Molecule: messenger RNA, 1095 nt
Organism: Varanus komodoensis (Komodo dragon)
Lineage: Eukaryota; Metazoa; Chordata; Lepidosauria; Squamata; Varanidae
Product: nucleoside diphosphate kinase 6-like
Exons: 4
Biological process (GO): GTP biosynthetic process; UTP biosynthetic process; CTP biosynthetic process
Molecular function (GO): nucleoside diphosphate kinase activity
Source: RefSeq, a predicted model, not a curated record
GGUUUCCCGCCGCCUGAAGGGCGCCUUCCCUGCCCGCAGGCGGUUCACGAGGCCAUCCGCGAGAACGGGCUGCUGAUCGUCCGGCGCAAGGAGCUGGCGUGGAGCCGGCAGGAGAGCCAGCGCUUCUACCGGGAGCACGCAGGGCGGUUUUUCUACCAGAGGCUGGUGGAAUACAUGGCCAGUGGCCCCAUGAGGGCGUACAUCCUGGCCCACAAGGAAGCCAUCUCGCUUUGGAGAUCUCUGAUGGGUCCGACCAAGGUGUUUCGCGCGCAGCACACGGACCCGGAGUCCAUCCGCGGGUCGUUUGGCCUCACGGACACCCGGAACACUGUGCACGGCUCAGAUUCAGCCGCAUCGGCCAGCAAGGAGAUCGCCUUCUUCUUCCCCGAGUUCAGCGAAGCGGCCUGGUACGAGCACGAGGAGCCGCGGCUGCGCGACCGGCUGGCCUGCCCUGAUGCCGAGGAGGCCCUUCGCCGUGAGCCCUGGGAGGGCUGGACAGGGACAGGCUGCAGGCGGGAGGGGCAUGGUGCCAAAUGAGCUGCGGCGCGCCUCACGUCCGCGCCCUCCGGGGAGGUGUCGGCACGGCUCCACACGGACUUCACGGGGCCAUCGCCGCAUCUGCCGUUCCCACAGGCCGAGUGCCAAGCCAUGUACCUGUGGUGGCCACGUGCCGAGUGACCCACCCGCCCCAGUGUAAUUUGCACAGGGGCGCAGGGCUGACCCAGCCGGGUGCAGUUCUCAUUUGGGCACGGAGGAGAGGUGCCCGGCAGCCCCUGCCUCGCUGCCGUGGCCGCGCCUGCCCCCGCCUCAGCCUGCCUCGCCUGCGUGGUGUGGCCCUGGCAGCCAGCCGUGCCUUGCCUGCAGGCCGCUGCCCCAAGCGUCAGGCGGGAGCAGGAUGCGACCAGCAGCCCGGCUCAGGAAGCAGCAUCCAAAGAAGGGAGGGGGGAGACGCCACCAGACGCAGCGCGACGCGUUCCUGGUCUGGCCCUAUCAGAGUGUUUUGCAGUCUGAUAGGUGAUUGAAGUAUCUGUUGUUUUCAAAAUGUAUUUUGUAAUAUUCGCACUGGAGGUGCUAAUGAAAAUGCUUUGGGUUUAA